UGCGUCAUUCUGACAGAAAAACUAAGAUGGCAGCGGGUCCGAAGUGGGGCUCGUUGCCUAGCGUACUAAUUGUGGACAUACUGUCGUACCUUUCGCAUGAAGACCGUUUAAAAGCGUCUUCUAUUAACAAGAGAUGGAGGAACUGUCUCUUCCACCCAUCUUUAUGGAACAACAUAAAGUUUCAACUCGGAUUUUCGAAGCGACACAGGUCGAGAUUUUUAGCAGACAGAUGUGGCCGUUUUGUAAGACAAGCAGUGAUCAAAUUUAAUGCACACAGUUGUACUGAAGUGAGGGAAUGCUCAAGAAUCAUUUCUAUUUUGGGUUCAAACAAGAAUCUACAGCAUUUUGCAUUAUUUCCUUCAAGUUGUCACAUCGAAUGGCCAGAUACGAAUUUCGUACAGAGGUUUUUAAAUGGUAUUGAGAGCAUCAUUCAGACAAGCAGAAGACUGAAGCAUUUCUCUUUGGGUUGUGUUGAAGAGCUCUUGGAACAUUCCAAUCGUCUGUUGAAAUUGUUAUCCAAACACCACUCACAGUCUCUGAAACAUCUAUUCCUAGCCAGUGUCAAAGAAGACAGUGAGAAUUAUGGAAUCAUAUGGUUGACCCCAGAUGAUCUUCAGCCAUUCCAUCAGUUGAGUCACCUCAGUAUAGAUUAUGACUACCUUACAAAUAGUGUUCUUGAGUCUUUUGUUGACAGAAGUCGUGCAAAGUUGGAAAAACUGGUUAUACAUAUCCAUGGUAUAGAGAGUACACACGAGAAAAUUUCAAAUGCAUCAUGGCAGAUGAUAACAGCUCACAACCCCUCUCUGGCUGUGACCAUCAAUCUUGUACAUUCCUUCGAUGGCGUUGAGUCACUGCUCGAUAUCCUGCAACCAAACCUGCCCCUCACUCACUUCAGGCAGUUUUUCUGCAACAACUUGAACACAGCAGCAAUUAAUUAUAUGUCCACACACUACAGGAACAGCCUGCGGGUAGUGUACAUUUUGGACGGCCUGAUGGAUGGUUACCCUGUGCCCUACUUCAGUCAUACAGAGGAGGACCCAUUUGUGAUGCUAGCUUGGAGAUGUACAAAGCUUCAGGACUUCUCUCUGAUUGGUUAUGAAAUCUCAGAUGAUGAUGUCAUAGCCAUUGCCAGGCUUAGAGGACACAAUUUGAGGACCUACAGUGUUCCUCACUGUUGUAUCUGUACUGUGGAGGAGGAGGACCACAUAGCCUGGGUCAGUCAUGGCUGCUAUGCUCAAGAUUUUCCACAAAAGGUGUCAGAGAAUCUGAAGUGGGAGUGGACUCCAAUUGAGGAUGAUGAGCUCCCUUUGGCUGUGUUUGACAUUUCAGCAGAUGCUGAGAGAGCCUACAUGAGCACCCUCCUUUCAGACCAACAGGUGUAACUGAAGAAUCGGGCCAUUCCAACAAAUCAGGUCUCUUCAACAGGUUGAGAUAAAAAUCAGGUCACCUUGACAUAUUUUAAGAGAAGUGUAUAAGUAGAUAAAUCAUUUAAAAUGAUAAUAAUUUUUUUAAAAAAAAGAGCAAAAAAAGGGAUUGAUCCACUGAAGUGGAAGUUACCAAAAUAUUGUAUUCAGUUAUGAAAGUCUUUCAGGUGGUUUUAUUUAUUUAUUUUUUGUUUGCCUAUUUUGGUAUAUAAAUAGAACUUGUUACCCUAUGAGAUCUUCAAAGUUUACAACACAGUAUAUGUUUGUUUCUAUUGGCCCUCUUUUAAACUUAUAUGUAAAUUGUAUUAUGUGAAAUGUAGCAAAGUUGUAAAUAAUUUAAGUUUGCUGUGCUUUUUGUUCAAAUUCUGAUAUUUUUCAUAGAUGUCAGUGUUCCUGUUUUUAUGCAGAGAACAUUUACUGACAUGAGUGGUACAUCGUUACUUUGUUAUAUAAAUUGAUGAUUGAAACACCGGUUACAAAACAGCAAAAUACCUUUUUGUAUUAUAUUUCUGACAGUAUAAAGGCCCCAAAAGCGCUUCUGUGUUCAUCUUAUUUAAUUUAAAGAAGUGUUUUUUAAUCAGUUUCAAAAUGUAAAGUAAACUACAGUUAAACUUCGUUAUCUCGAAGUUGAGGGGACCGUUGAUGAACUUCGAGAUAUCCGGGGGUUCGACAUAUCGAGGGUUAUAAUUCAAAUGAACUUCAAAUAAACUUAGUGCAGUGAACAUGUACUUAAUUGUAAAAACAUGUAAAAAUCCUUCUUGUUUGAAAUUCUGUAUAAGAUUUUUUAAAUAUACAUGUACAUGUAUUUAGCAAUCAAAAAAUUUUACAUCCUCUUUAUAAUUCACAAAAUAAAAACUUUGUAUAAUAUGCACAGAAGUAUAAUCCAACGCGGAAAGUCAACCGCUAGCAUCGUUUCCCAUGUAUACCUAACCGGAUAUCGUCUAUGCAUUGUAAAUUUAAAACCGGUCGCUGUCAGAAUAACGAAAACGAAAUAUACAUCUUCUUUUAUUGGAAAAACAUGUUCAUACAUGUAAAAUCAGUUAAAAGAAAAUUUUUUUACCAUAAUAAAAUCGAAUGCAAAAGAAGAAUCACGCAUUUUUGUCUAACAACAGAACAACACUGAAUCACAGGGCACUACAGCACAAGUUUUCACUGCGACACACGCUCACAUGAUGGUGUGUACUGACGAUUGUAAAUUCUGCACGCUCAUAUGGGGAAAAUAAAUUCUAACUGCAUUAAAUUACAGAAUUUUGUUUACUUCGAUGGUUAUAAUUUUCACUUUCAAAUGCAUAAACUAUGUAUGCGCGCAUAAUUCACAUAGCAUUAAAUAGCGAUUAUCAAGAUAAACGUACUCAAGCCACAAAACAAUGAACGUGUCAUCCACGCGUAUGCAUUAGACUAAUACACACAAACUUUUGCUUGCAUAAUUACGAUCAAUGUAAGCCAUACAUACACUUCGUAUAAUUAUCGCGCUAUUAUCUGUUGAUCACAGGAACACAGGUAACCCGAGCGUGACAGACAGGUGGGUGUUAUCAAUAGAGCAUUCAGUUUACCUAACGGACUUGCUCAUCGGAGCGGAAAAUUAUCCUGACUUCGAGAUAACGCAUGUGAUUUUAAU
Molecule: messenger RNA, 3042 nt
Organism: Saccostrea echinata
Lineage: Eukaryota; Metazoa; Mollusca; Bivalvia; Ostreida; Ostreidae
Product: F-box only protein 33-like
Exons: 5
Coding region: 27-1382 (451 amino acids)
Biological process (GO): positive regulation of protein ubiquitination; SCF-dependent proteasomal ubiquitin-dependent protein catabolic process
Cellular component (GO): SCF ubiquitin ligase complex
Molecular function (GO): protein binding
Source: RefSeq, a predicted model, not a curated record